Podospora anserina S mat+ is the source of this 1251-nucleotide messenger RNA. RefSeq lists its product as uncharacterized. NCBI's taxonomy places the organism in Eukaryota, Fungi, Ascomycota, Sordariomycetes, Sordariales, Podosporaceae. The record is from RefSeq and is a predicted model, not a curated record. The coding region runs from base 1 to 1251 and encodes 416 amino acids. The transcript is spliced from 4 exons.
AUGUCGAACUCGGGAGCGUGGGGCGAGGCGCCGCCCGGCGUGAACCUGGCGGAAAAUCAGAACGGGGAUAUUAUCGGCUCAGUCGUCGGCAUCAUGGUCCUCGGGCUCAGCUCCGUCGUUUUGCGGCUUUUUACACGGCUGAUAAACAAGGGGCCGGGUCUGGCUGCCGACGACUAUGUUAUUCUUUUUGCAGCGGUUAUGGGCAUUGGAACGGCGGUGUGUUGCCUCAUCAGUGUUCCCUGGGGUGGCGGAAAGCAUCUUUGGGUGGUCACCCAUGAGGAGUUCACCAAGCUGUACCAAACCACCUACGCCUUCGUCAUCGUUUACAUCACCUGCAUCUCGGCGACCAAAGUCUCCAUCUUGCUAUUUUACCGCCGUGUGUUUGGGACAAACGUGAUUUGGUACAUCGUCUUUGGCUUCACCUGUGCCCAUUGGGCAGAAGUGACCAUCACAUGGCUCGCAGGGUGCAGGCCCAUCGACUACUACUGGCGUCAGUAUACCGACCCAACGGCCACGGGAUCAUGUAUCGACGCACCGUUGUUUUACUUUUGCAACGGCAUCAUCGGAUUGGUGAUUGAUGUGGCCAUUCUUUUGGUGCCGAUUCCCACAGGUAUGUUCCCAUUGUUUCCACUCGCCCGUUUGGAAGCUCAACAUGCCCACCACCAAAAAGGUGUUUGUAGGCGGAAUCCUUCUCCUCGGCGGCUUGUGCGUGAAUUUCUGUCUUCACCCCCUCCCCAUGCCCCUGUUCCGGCCACCCUUCGGUAUCCUGUGUGCGUGGCCUCGGCCAUCCGAAUCGUCAUGAUGGACCAGCUCGUCAAGUCCCCAGACUUCACGUGGGCCAUGUCCAAAGUCUUCAUCUGGUCCUGCUGCGAGCCAUUCAUCGGCAUUGUCUGCGCUUGCCUCCCCACCUAUGCACCCUUGGUCAGACGCUGGUGGAAGGGUGAGCUGUCGGGAUACCCGGACACGCCCAAAGUGUACAUGUCGGAUAAGCCCAGUCCGUCCAAGGCUGGCCACAAGAUCAGCGGUAGGAAGCACCACGGGGGGCUGGAUGCAACUCUGCGAGGGGACGACGAAAUCGAGCUGACGGUGGACAUCUCGGGCGAGCCGGGGCAUCAUCUACCGGGACACCAGCGACAGGGUGACUCGAGAGACUCGUCAAAGACCUGUGUAAACGGGAAGGGCAGUCCAGAGGACUCAUAUCAGAAUGAGAUCAUGGUGAGGAAGGAUUUUUCAUGGAGCAGCAGUGUCUAA